AGCGUAUAAAAAGCGAUGCUUCGAUACAAGCGUUUACUCACUUCUGACAUUAUCUGAGGAGGGAACUCUACGAUGGCAAGAACCAAGCAGACCGCUCGUAAAUCCACCGGUGGCAAAGCCCCGAGGAAGCAGCUCGCCACCAAGGCUGCCCGUAAAAGCGCCCCGGCUACCGGUGGCGUGAAGAAGCCUCAUCGUUACAGGCCCGGUACCGUAGCUCUGAGAGAGAUCCGUCGCUACCAGAAGUCCACCGAGCUGCUGAUCCGUAAGCUGCCCUUCCAGCGUCUGGUCAGAGAAAUCGCUCAGGACUUCAAGACCGACCUGCGCUUCCAGAGUUCCGCCGUCAUGGCUCUUCAGGAGGCCAGCGAGGCUUACCUGGUCGGUCUGUUCGAGGACACCAACCUGUGCGCCAUCCACGCUAAGAGGGUCACCAUCAUGCCCAAGGACAUCCAGCUGGCUCGUCGCAUCCGUGGGGAGCGUGCUUAAAUUCACGAACACAUUCUCAAUCCAAAGGCUCUU
Sardina pilchardus (European sardine) is the source of this 516-nucleotide messenger RNA. Its product is annotated as histone H3. NCBI's taxonomy places the organism in Eukaryota, Metazoa, Chordata, Actinopteri, Clupeiformes, Clupeidae. The transcript has a single exon. The record is from RefSeq and is a predicted model, not a curated record. Gene Ontology annotation, molecular function: structural constituent of chromatin; protein heterodimerization activity; DNA binding. The coding region runs from base 73 to 483 and encodes 136 amino acids. Gene Ontology annotation, cellular component: nucleosome.